Messenger RNA from Penicillium bovifimosum, 879 nucleotides. RefSeq lists its product as uncharacterized. Bases 1 to 879 code for a protein of 292 amino acids. The transcript has 3 exons. The record is from RefSeq and is a predicted model, not a curated record. Lineage: Eukaryota; Fungi; Ascomycota; Eurotiomycetes; Eurotiales; Aspergillaceae.
AUGCACUUCAAGUUGGUAGCUAGUCUGGCUGCCCUGGCCGCCAGCCAUGUCUCCGGUCUCACCCAAAUCAGCGACGAUGAGAUGAACUCGCUUCUCGAUGCCGGCGGCGUGGAUCUCGCAGACCGCUACGCACCCAUGUGGUUCUUCGGCCAAGCUCAGAACCAACCCCCUUGCUACCCAACCUGGGCCUUUGGGGGCUCACCGGAUACCGCCGAUGUAUACGAUGAUGCGCACAAGACGCCCGCAGCAGCGCAGUGCGAGUAUCCCGAUGUCGGGUGCAAUUGUCGCAAUCCGGGCGUGGGUAUUGGGAAUCCAGGCCCUGCGUUCCCGGUGUAUUAUACAUACCAGAAGUGCAAUGACAACGAGGUGCGCGUCGUGUAUAAUCUUUUCUAUGAGAAGGAUGGUGCCACCUUUGGCUCUAUCCAGACUGGACAUGACUAUGACUGGGAGCGUGUGGUGAUUAUCCAUUCUCGUGAUGGCAAUAACAUGUGGGCGCCAUCGAAGGCACUGCUCUCUGCCCACAGUGGUUAUAAUAACCUGAACUGGGGUGAUAUUCAGAACACUCUGACUACCGACGAGGUCAAUGCCGGCGACGCCAGAGAUCCCAAUGGUGUGCAGAACAAUGACCACCCUAAGGUGUAUGUGGCGUGGUCAAAACACGCUAAUUUCGACACUCGUAAUACUGGCUGGAAUGACCCGGCGAGUCAGUCGCUGGACCAGGCCUUCCGCAGCCAGGAUUGGUGGCACUAUGUUGCACCUGAGCACUAUAUUCGAAGCGAUGAUAGUACGGAUGCCGGGAAGGCCCUUGGGUCUGCGGACUGGGGUAACGCAACUAGUGACCCUAUCACGGUGCAGGCUGGCGUUUGUGAUGCUUCGUAA